UGUAAUGUAUUACAUACGAAACCGGAAGCUAUUAAAUGUUUGCGACGAAUUAAUGUAUUGAGACAUUUAAGUGUAAAGGUUGACAUAGAGAUAACGUUUAUUGUAACUGUAGUUGAACUUAUAAGGAAAAGUAUGGCAACUCAUGAUCACGAAGAUCCAAAUGUUGACGAUAAAGUUGAUUCAAAUGAAGAUGAAAAUGAGGAAAAGUCAUGUAUGUUUGCUUCCGUCCGUGGACAUCUGUCUUCAAAACCUUCCCGUGAAAACAGCAGACGGUCAAUAUCAAGUUCAGUUCUAACUGUCGAAGGAUCUCGGAGUAAAAAAGGCGAUGUCUGUCACGAAAUGGCGGACGAAACAAAUCAUUUACCCUGGAUUGGUACAGAAAGUAGAACGGAGGUAAACUUAAGCAAUGACAAUAUAGCAGAACAAUGCUUAAAGUGCAAAACAAAAGUAUCAACCCAUUUCUGCCGAAGCUGCAGCGAAGAACGUCAAUAUAUGUGCUAUGUUUGUCUAAAAGAUCACAACUAUUGGUUUGAUGACCAUGAUGUUGUCACAUUAUCUGUGGAAAGUGAAGGAAAUUUACGACUACAAGCGGACAAACUCCGAACACUUAAAACGUCCGAAAUGCCACAACUACCUUCGAAGGUUCACAAGGAUGAUGAUCAGAAGAAAGGAACACAUAUGUUUAAAGACAUGUCAGCUAUAUCAACAGGCGGAAGUGAUAGUCGAAAAACUUUCAACCAAGGUAAUCAACUUGUUAGCAAAGGUUUUUACAAGGACAAUUACUAUCUAGGCAUAGCACAAGAAUUAAGAACACAGCAGCAGCGAUGUAAAUCUGAGGGUAAACUUCAAAAGUACGGAAUGUAUUCAACACAAAUUCGUUCUGAUUCAAAGGCUUGUGCUAUUACAGGAAUAGUACAGCUGGACAAUAAAAAACUGCUACUAGCUGACUCUGAAAACUGUGAACUCAAAAUAAUGAAUGAAGAAACUUUAAACAUUAUUGUUUCUCACAGAUUACCCAGUAAUCCAUACUUGAUGCGCUUCGUUAAAGAAAACAAGGUUAUCAUCGCAUGUAUAAAUGUAUAA
This is a messenger RNA of Ruditapes philippinarum (Manila clam), 1083 nucleotides long. RefSeq lists its product as uncharacterized. The record is from RefSeq and is a predicted model, not a curated record. The coding region runs from base 133 to 1083 and encodes 316 amino acids. NCBI's taxonomy places the organism in Eukaryota, Metazoa, Mollusca, Bivalvia, Venerida, Veneridae. The transcript has 2 exons.